UUUCGGUUUUAUAACAAUGCAAAAGUAAAAAGCGAAAAAAUAAAAUCAAAAUAAGCAAAAGCAUAGCUGUAAUCCAAAGUACAAAAAACCUUAAAAGGACAAAACAAAAUUGUAGACUGAUGUCUUUUGGAAAUGUCGACAUACGUUAGUAAUGCUCCCCAAAAUGAACUACACACCUCCGAAUACAAUAAUGGACCGCCAGAACCGACCAUAUGUCUGGUGACCACAAGUGUAACGACACAAUCCACUGGACAACAUUCGGGACUUAGUUCCACACCCACAAAACGUAACAAACGUAAAAAUUUUAAACCACGAUGUUCAAAUGUUCCUGACGAUGAAGCCGAUGCCGAAGAAGAAAACGCUCAAAAUGAGGCGAAGCGACCGCGUAACGAUGCUAGUGAAUUCGAUAACGACAAUGAAUUUAACAGUGAUAGCGAAAACAGUGAAACAGACGUCCAAAACACGACAUCGAAUAACAAUCAUUUAAAAUGUGUUCGGCGUCGAAAAACCACACAUAUAACGCGUCGCGUGUUUUCCAAUUAUUACGAUAAAAAUUCAUCAGCGUUAAAUUUAUCAUCGAAAAGUGAUAACGACGAUUGUUCUGAUAACGAUGAAUUAUCAACGGAUAAAUCCUCACGUUCUCAAUUCACUAGUAUCGAUCAUCUAUCCAAAUCGGCAUCCGCAACUCAGCGUCCACAUUCAAUAUGGCCACUAGUUGAACAUUCCAGAAUGUAUGACGAGUCUCAUGACAACGCCACGCCACAUUUACAAAUUCGACCACCACCGCCAAAUUCUAAUAAUGCUACCGAAUUUCGUGAUUUUGCUGUGAAAACUGUUCGAGAAUUGCUUGGAAUUUAUGAUCUCACUUCGGAAGCGGAAUGGAUUUCCAAGCAAUUACCAAUUGGUGUUUUUCAAGGAAAUGUAUUGGAAACAGCAAAUUUAACGAAUCGAGCAACACUUCCUUACCCUCUAGGUGGAGCAUCGUUACACCAUCCGCGUGUAGUGCGUACAAACAGUCCUCUAUCACAACCCCCUACCCCACCACGUACCCCUUACAGUCCUGAUAACAAAUCAAUAUGUUUAGAUCAUAACACAGAACAAUCUGACAUUGCUCAAUUGAGAUUAAGUUCAACAUCUCCGGCACGUGAUUCAAGCACUUCAAUCACAAGCGAUUACCCAAAUCACACGUCGACAUCGAACAACAACGUAUUAAGUGGCAGUGGCUCUGUGAUUACGUCCGCUACACAAAAACCGCAAAAACCGUCAUUUCAAAGUGAAUUUGAGAAAGUUUAUACACAAAAGUUAAAUAGUCAAGUGCGUAAUUGUACAUCACCUGCGUCAAACGCAUCGUCUGUGUCAGCGUCAGCGUCAGCAUCAGCAUCCGCAUCGCUUGUACAAAACACACCACAAAAUUUAAUAGUGACUAAACAAACAAUUCAAAACCAAAAUCAACAAUCAAAAACAUUUUUAAACAAUAACAAUACGAUUAAUCAUUCGCAACAAUCGUCUUCGAAUAAUGUGUCCUUAAUACAAUGUUACAGUGCCGAAAAUUCUAAUUCUAAUUUGGAAAUGGAACAAAUACGACAAAAAUUAGCUGAUUUAAAAACGCCACGGGGAAUUUAUCCAUCUUCAACUAAUUCUACGGAAAUUCUUAUUGCCACAAAUCCAUCACAAUCGAAUUCACCGAUCCAGGAUAACAAAUAUGUACAACAAAGCAAUUCCCAAAAUAAUCGUGACUCAUUCUCGAAUCAUGGUUCACCAUCGAAUAUGUCAACGGGUGGUCAAAAAUCAUCGUCUUCACAAAAUCUACAAAAUUUAGAUUAUUCCCGUUACGUUAAAAAAUAUGGGACCAGCAUGGAAUGUGGUAAUAUUUAUUGUAAGGAAUUAAAUUUACGGGAACAUUUUCACUGUUUGGAUUGUGUGGAAAGUGAUCACAUGAAUUCUGGCAGUAAAGUAUUCGCAAAAAAGGAAGAAAUGAUUCGACAUUGGAAAUGGCAUAAAAAACGUGAGGAAUCCUUACAACAUGGUUUUAUGAGAUAUUCACCGCUAGACGAUUGCAGUGUAAGUUACGCAAGUUGCCAACAUAAUCGUCGCCAAACACACUACCACUGUAUUCACAACAAGUGCGAUAAAGUUUACAUAUCAACCAGUGACGUACAAAUGCAUGCAAAUUAUCAUCGUAAAGAUUCCGCGAUUAUCCAAGAAGGUUUUCAACGAUUUCGCGCCACCGAGGAUUGUGAUGCCCCGUUUUGUGUAUUUUUUGGACAACGUACAACUCAUUUCCAUUGUCGACGAGAUGGAUGUCGAUAUACGUUCAAAAAUAAAGCGGAUAUGGAAAAACACAAAUCGUAUCACAUCAAAGAUGAACAAUUGAGUCGUGAUGGUUUCAAAAAAUUUAUGAAAGCUGAAGCAUGUCCCUUCGAACAUUGCCGUUUCAGCAAAGUCUGCAAUCAUAUCCAUUGCAUACGAGCACAAUGCACGUACGUGUUACACAGUUCUGGUCAAUUGUACAGCCAUAAACGUAAACAUGAACGUAAAGAUAGCGAAUUAGCAUAUCGUAAAUUUAAAUUAGCACAAAGCAUGUUAAAAAACUUUACGGGCUUACAAGCGGCUAAUUUAACUGAAAAUUUACCACAACAAAUUCAAGAUAUACUCAAGAAUUACGCUCAAUCAAACACCCAAGAUAUUUUACCCUCAAAUAUUCACGACAUCAUCAGCUACUAUCAAAAUAAUGGCGACUGUCCAAUGCCUACCCAUAUUCAAGAAUUGAUCAAGGCACAUCAAAACUAUGAAGCAGCUGCCCAGAAUUUAUCUCGAACCGAUCCAGAAUUAUUUCGAUCGUAUGAGCAAUCCUUAGACACAUCGAAUGCAGCAUCUCCAUCCAAUAAUUUGGAUACGUUACAAUCGUAUGCAAAUAGUGUGGAAAUUUUAGGUCAAUAUAUUCAAGAGUUAAUGAAAUCCUACGGGAAUAAUUUUGAUAGUAUGCCGACGCAUGUCCAGGAACUGAUCAAAAAAUACCAAAGUAUGUUACAAAUGAGCUCAAAUGAUGGCACUGGAUCUGCGCAGGAGCAAUUUAAUAAUUAUGCAGAAACUCAACAAAUGUUUGAAAUGAUUUCAAAUCGUUCCGAUUCAACUCCCUUGAAUUUAUCCGAACAAAACACACCGUUAACUUUUAACGAUACCAUUAAAAUUUAUCAAGAUAAUCUAAUCAUGAAACAAGAACGUCGUAAUCGAGCAAGUGCCGAUUCACCAAUUCCAGCAUGCUCGCAAAGUCCAACUCCAAAAAACAAGGACUCUGAUGUGAGACAGUUAAAAUUAACGGAAGAUCAAAUUGAACAAAUCGAGCACUUAAAACGUUUGGGUAUCAAUUUAACGAUUGAUCAAAUUAACGGUCAUUUAGAUAAACAGAAGAAAUCGCUUUUGCCAAACACAAAUUUAACGGUCAGUGAAGCGAAAAUGGAAAAUGAUGAUAAGGAAACAAUGUCGAUGUCAUACAACAACGAUUUCUCUGACGACGAAUCAAAUCAUUCAACGGAUAGUAACUCGUUGGCGAUUGAUUUAUCUGGUGCACAUUCGAAUGGUCCAAAUAUGGAAACGGCACCAAAUGAUGAAAUGUUUGUGGAUGACGAUCCAAAAAUGGAUGCAGACAUUGAUUUAACAAAGAAAAUUAAUGAAAAUGCUGUUGAUUGGAACAAUGAAGAUUUUUGGUUGAAGUAUGGAAAAUUUGUAACUAGUCGUGAUGUGAAUUGUCCCCGAGAUAAUAACAUGAAAUGCGAAUUAUCUGGAAAAGAUCAUUAUCAUUGUUUAGUGGAAAAUUGUGGAAUGAUUUUUAAUUGCAAAGACGGUGUACGAGAACAUGCCAGAAAUCAUGAACAGGAAAACCAAGUGUCCGAACAUUAUUACACAUGUAUCAAGGAAAAUGAAAGCUGUCCAAUCGAAAAUUGCGCAUACGAUACCAAAGAACGACAUUACCAUUGUAAUUGGGAUAAUUGUCGUGAAGUGAUUCUUUUGUCAGAUAAAAUAUUUCGACGAUUGGAACACUUUAAAAUGCACGAAUAUUCGAGGAAGUUAUCAUUAACGAAAGACCCAUUAACAAUGACACAUUUGGCUACGUCAAUUGAAGGAAUGUUUCGUCGUAAACGUGGCCGACCUCCAAAGAAUCGGGUUAUCGAAGUUUGGAAUGAUUAUACACCAGUUGGAAGUUCCAGUUUUAUGGAUAGUCCACAAGCAAUUUUCACAAGUUUUAAAUUACCAAAACCAUCGACAAGUGUGAUUACAAAUACGAACACGAGCCAAACAGCUGCAACAAAAUUGGAUCCACAGGAUCGAAUGGAUCAAGUAACAUCACCAGAACGUUCGGCAUCCAGCAGUCCUGUUUCAAUCACAGCCCAAGAUAUUAUUCCAAACGAUUAUCGAUUUCAAGGAUUUGACGUGUACGAUGAAAAUGAUGCAUGUUCCGAUCAAUACUGUAUGUUUGCUUCGGAGAAAAUUCAUUUUCAUUGCAACAAACCACGUUGCUAUUAUUCGACAAAUACUCCUGAUUUGUUGUUGAUGCAUUCAAAGGAUUUCCACGAUAAUAUUGAAAUUUUGGAAGGUUUUGUGUUCUUUGAUCGUAAUGUGGAUUGUCGUUUACCAGAAUGUUUGAGUAACAAAGUAAAUCGUCAUUUUCACUGCGUGAGACCUGGCUGUAAAUACACGUUUGUGCGUUACUCAGCGAUGAGCGCUCAUUACGAAAAACAUAUUCAUCCUGAAUCUCAAUCAACUACGAUCCAGAAUCAAAAUCCUCAAAUUGUGAGCGUAUCAAACGAAGUACAAACUCUAUCAACAACUGCAUCUGAACUUUUAACAACAACGCAAAAAGCUCAAAUCAAUUCUAGCAGUGGCGUUGGCGUUGGUGGAAGCGCUAGCGCUAGUCUAGCCUAUACAAUCAACGUGAAAAAAGAAUUCCAGAAUGAAGAUAUUAGUUGUCAUUCCAGAGAAUCGCACAGUCCAAAAGGUGUUUCUGUGGUGAAGGCUUCCGGUACUUUUUACCCGUUGUCUGCUCUACCUUCCAGUAAAACUACGACUACGCAUGAGUCAAACACUGUUACUGUCACUAGUAAAAGACUUCAAUUUCCAGAAAAUACGACAGAUAAUUUACCAUCUGCACCCAUAACACCCACAACUGCAGUAACAAAUGAUUCUCAACAUAUUUUAUACGGACCAGAUUUAUCAUGCAGUCGACCAUUUUGUAAAUUAAAACGAAAACACCAUUACCAUUGUAACGUUUGUAAUCAGGCAUUCUCUGAAUUAGACCGACUGGUAACUCACAUAUCGAAACAUAGCAGUGGAGUUUUAAACGCCCAAAUAAACCCACAAUUAGAAAACAACAACAUCCCAACAACUCCAACAAGUUCAAUCGGAACGGUUGAACGUAAGAGUCCAAUUAUAACUGUAACACCAAUUCAAAACUUACAAAAUCCAAAUUUUGUAUCGCCAUUUACGUCAACGGGAGGUUCAUCCAGUGGUGUAAUAACAUCCACCUCAAAUGCAACCCCAUCUAACGACUUGAGUCAACAAAUAAAAACGAGCACACAUGGAGGUAGUUCCCCAGGUGCUCCAAUACCCAGUCCAACAUCGAGUAGUUACGCUGAUUAUGUAGCAGCUCAUCAUGCAACACUCACCGCUCAAUUGAUUUCUCAACAAUCGGGGAUUCCCCUACAAUAUUUGUAUCAUAAUCCAUCGUUGAUUUAUCAAAUUCAUCAACAUGGACUACAAAUUAUGCAACAACAAUCAGCGAUGACAUCACCAACCGUCGUUGCUCCACAUCAAGGUUUAAACAUAUCAAGUGCAAGCGCAUAUCAAAGUGCUGGAGAACUAAGUGGACCAAAUGCAUCUUCACCAACAUCAACAACUGGCAGCUUAACACCAUUAGCAUUAAUGGCUGCAAAUUUAACAAAACGUGCAAUAACGGAUUCAUCCGAUAACUUAUCAACGGAUUCAUCCGAACAAAAGAAAGCUCGAAUACAAAAUUCAAUGCGUAUUCUAAAAGAUGAGCCCGUACCUGAAGGAUAUUUACGAUUUAGAUUUAAUGAAGAUUGUCAAUAUCCUCAUUGUGGAUAUCGAGAACAUCAAACACACUUCCAUUGUCAACGACAAGAUUGUGGCUACAGUUUCUGUGAUAAAACACGAUUUGUUCAACAUACAGCACGCCAUGAACGUUUGGACACACUCAUGGGGGGUGACUUUCAACAAUAUCGAGCUAACUUCCAAUGUCGACGUCCAGAUUGUGCCUACACCAACACAUUAGGGCAUACUCAAAAUAAAGCAAGUCAUUUUCAUUGCCUAAAAUGUGAUUAUGUAUGCACGGACACAAAUAAAGUGGUCGCACAUCGACGACAUCAUCAAAAAUUGGACACAAUCCAAGCAGCUGGUUUUGAAAAGUUCACACCGUCUCAGCAAUGUUCGGGUGCGUCCUCUGGCUGUCAACACAGUGGCCGUCAAACGCAUUACCAUUGUUUAAGUUGUCAAUAUGCAGUAUUAGGUCUAGCGCAAAUGUCCGCUCACAAAUAUCGACAUUUAGAGGGUUGAGAGGGCCCCCUAGCCAUAGCCGUAGAAUACUACUCAAAACCGUGUAGCAUUCCACAACAUAUAGCUCUAGAUCUGAACUUGCUUCUGUGGAUAUGGACAAUUUUCUUCGAAAAUAUGUUAAAGGUGGCCUAAUAAGUAUUUUUUUUAACUUGGGCGACCUAAAAACACAGAAUCGUAUCCAGAUUCUGAUUGAAAUGACUCAAAAAUUUUAUUUAGAAAAAAAAAACGAAUUAUUUUACUUUUAAUUUACAAUAGCAAUUUAAAUUUAGGGACUAAAUGAGACACAUUUUUAUCUUAAAAUCUCAAACAGUAUUCUGAGCUAGUCAUCAAUUAUUGAGCGCUUUUUUUUUUGAGAAUUUUUGAGUCAUAAUAUGUACGUACUACAAAACAUUUACAGGUAAAAUCGAUUAUAACCACAUUUAAGGAACCUACAGGUACAAUUAUGGUCCUUAUAUCCGAUAUUACAUUUUGAGCUAUGUAAAAUAAUAAUCUUCCAGAGAGAAAUGUCACUAGGAGCAAAUUUGAUAACAUUUAAUAACACCAAAAAUCAUUUUAGAGACCAAAGAUUGGGCUCUAUUGGAUUGAAUUGAAAUUCAAUCGGAAUGAAUUGGAAAUUUGAAUCGGAAUUCAAUCGAACUUUUUUAUCAAGGACUUGACUUAAUACACUCGUCAAAAGACAAACUGAAAUAUCAAAAAAUCGACUUGGAGUUCAAACGGCUGGACGGAAUGGGAUCAUUUUUAGUGUUCUAGUCACCAAAUUAGCUUCUAGUGAAAUUUCAUUCUGAAAUCGAAUUUUAACGACCACGAUUUUACGGUACGGUGUUUUCAAUGUCGUUAUAAACAAUUUUAACUGCAUUUGAAACAGAGAGAUAGAGAGAGAGAAAUCUUUUUAUAAAAACAAUUUUUAAAAAUACUUUGUGUACCCCUCCCUUUUAAAAUUGCAUGAUUCCAU
Molecule: messenger RNA, 7522 nt
Organism: Chrysoperla carnea
Lineage: Eukaryota; Metazoa; Arthropoda; Insecta; Neuroptera; Chrysopidae
Exons: 16
Coding region: 133-6570 (2145 amino acids)
Biological process (GO): positive regulation of transcription by RNA polymerase II; regulation of neuron differentiation
Cellular component (GO): nucleus
Molecular function (GO): DNA-binding transcription factor activity, RNA polymerase II-specific; RNA polymerase II transcription regulatory region sequence-specific DNA binding
Source: RefSeq, a predicted model, not a curated record